Pyrus x bretschneideri (Chinese white pear) is the source of this 858-nucleotide messenger RNA. Its product is annotated as protein SPA1-RELATED 3-like. Lineage: Eukaryota; Viridiplantae; Streptophyta; Magnoliopsida; Rosales; Rosaceae. The transcript has 2 exons. The record is from RefSeq and is a predicted model, not a curated record. The coding region runs from base 69 to 665 and encodes 198 amino acids. Gene Ontology annotation, biological process: photomorphogenesis; protein phosphorylation. Gene Ontology annotation, molecular function: ATP binding; protein kinase activity.
UGGAAAUUAUUAGUGUAGCACAUUCGCAAGGGAUUGUUGUUCAUAAUGUGCGACCUUCAAGUUUCGUCAUGUCAUCUUUCAACCACAUCUCCUUUAUCGAGUAUGCAUCUUGUUCGGAUUCUGGCACUGAUUCUCCCGAGGAUGAGUUAAACAGCCCAACUGAAGAAAUUAAGGAUUUUCCCUCUCUCUUGCAUCGUAAUCUGCAUCAGCAACGAAGGAACUUAGGAAGAGAAAAUUUUCAGUCUAUGACAACUCCAAAUGCCUUGUCGGAAACGAGUUGCAUGCAGUCGAGUUCAAUCCAUGCAGCACGCGAAUCGUUGGUACAAGAGAGUGAAAAUAGAAUCAGAGACCGAAAUGUUGAACUAGAAGAUAAGAGACAACCGUUUCCAAUGAAACAAAUAUUGCUUAUGGAGACCAGUUGGUAUACUAGUCCCGAAGAGGUUUCUGCUGGAUCGAGUUCAUGUGCUUCAGACAUUUAUCGGUUAGGGGUUCUUCUUUUUGAGUUAUUCUGUCCACUCAACUCAAGAGAAGAAAAGAGCAGAACAAUGUCUAGUCUGAGACAUCGAGUUCUUCCUCCUCAAUUGCCGCUGAAAUGGCCUAAAGAGGCUUCGUUUUGUUUAUGGCUACUGCACCCCGAGCCAAAUAGCCGGCCAAAAAUGUGGUGAAUACUCCUUACAAAAUGGCCUUCCAUCUCAGACGUUGAUUUUUCUUUUCAAAAGCUACCAUAAAUAGUCUGAGACAUCGAGUUUCAUGGAAGUAAUUGUUGUAUAUUUAAACUGCAUUACAUAUAUCUGUAAUUCAUUACGUCAUGAAAUACUCCAUUUUAUGCCAUUUUCUAUAAUUUGGUCUUGUAGUUCA